UAUCUUUCACAAACUCUUUAUUUUCUGUGUGUUUAUUUCAUAGAGUCCAGCUCUGUGUUUGUGCUGAAGGGACAGGAUGUUCGUCUGGAUGUCCGGGAAAAUAUUAAACUGAAAGAGUUUGAGGUUUUUAAGUGGAGCUUCGGAUCAGCCAAUAUUGUAAGAUGCACUGACACAUUGUCAGUGAGAGUGUCUCCUGAUUACAACAACAGGGUUGAGUUUUAUAAGGGAAACUUCUCUCUGCUACUGAAGAACCUACAGGAAGGAGACAGUGGACCUUAUACUGCAGGAGUGAGUGGUGACAAAGAAAAGACUAUUAUUGUAUACCAGUUAUUUCUCCAAGAGAGAGUUGAGCCUCCAGUCCUGACAGUGGAAUCUGUCUCCAACAUCAAUGGCAUCUGUAAUGUGACUGUGACCUGCAGAGGUCAGAACACCUCUGUCACCUCCAGCUGUAACAACAGCACCUGCUCUCAGGUGGGAGGAGAGAGUAGAGGGGCUGAGACCUCCACUGUCCCCCUGCUCUCUGUCUAUGUGGCAGGGGGUUCCAUCAUCUGUAACCACAGCAACCAAGUCAGCUGGGCCACUGAGUCCAAGGAGAUAGUGGAACUCUGUCCAAUGAAAUCUGACCAAGGCGAGAAGGCGAACUACAACUAUGCUCUCACAUUCGGGGUACCUGUCUGCGUAGCUGGAUUCAUUGCCCUGAUUGGUUUUGUUGUUUGUCGAAAGCAAAACAAACGUUGGACAAGGGAAAUCAAAAACACAGAUUAUGCUACAGUUGGGACUCCAGAUAACGGUCAAGCAGGUGGUGAAGAGCAGGCGUCUCCAGGUCCAGCAUCUCCCACCAUCUACAGUAUGGUGGGACAAUCCCAACCACAGCCUGUGAACCACCUGCCUGUGGACAACCCAACCACAGGCGGAGGUCCACAGCCUCCGCCUGUGGACCUCCCCAUGACCACCAUGGCCCCCAUGACCUUCAUGCCUGAGAGUUUAUAUGCUAUGGUGGGGAAAAAGACAGGAAUUUGAACAUCAUCUUAGGCUGGGAUUCUAUUCAAACCUUUUAAAGGCAAUGUUCGAGUAGACCUAAUCAAAUAAAAUAAGAAUGGUCACAUGCUUUGAAAAUAACAGGUGUACAGUCGUGGCCAAAAGUAUUAAAUAUUAACAAAUUCUGCUGC
Salvelinus sp. IW2-2015 is the source of this 1169-nucleotide messenger RNA. Its product is annotated as natural killer cell receptor 2B4-like. NCBI's taxonomy places the organism in Eukaryota, Metazoa, Chordata, Actinopteri, Salmoniformes, Salmonidae. The record is from RefSeq and is a predicted model, not a curated record.